UUGAGUCUUUUUCGCGGGAACUUUCGCUUUGCCUGCCUGACGUGCCUGUAUAUUAUAACAACAGCGGAGUGAGCGGACACUGCUUCUGACAGCAGUGUUUUGCCUAUAAAGCUUUAGUUUGUGUUUAUAUAGUUUAGUUUAUUGUCUAGACAUCUAAAUAGGUGUUUAGCGAGCGGUUUAUAUUCAGUAUUUUGCACACUUAUUUUUCAUCAUGAACUGUUUGCUGAUGAGAGAAAGUCCUAUGAUUAUUCCGCUUAAUAAGGAGAAGACAGUCUAUGACGGGUUCAUCACAGUAAUGGAAAAAGACUUCAGGAUAAGAAUAUCUCUACCGCCUGAUCGCCAGAUGAAACAGGCAAAAUUGCAUUGUUGCUGGCAAAUGAAACGGCUACUUCAUGGUUAUCAACAUAUUGUGAAGCAGAGGUUACAGCAUUCAACUAAUUUGAUGGCUUUUAUCCUGGAACUCAGGACAGUAUUGGAAGCGGCGUUGAAGAGCCAAGCAGGAUGUCAAUCCUUCUCACCACCUCAGUAUUAUUCCCAGCUGAUAACAGAAAUGGAAAUCUUAGGAUGGGAUAAGCUGCUCUUCAUUGAUGCAGAGUUCCGCACGCUAAAGCUGAAGGCAGAUGACUCUGCAGGUCGUCAACACGCCAUUACAGUCAAGCUCAAGUCCAAGUAUCCAACUGAGGCCCCUGAGUUUUCUGCAGAUCUUCCUGUUCCAUUGGUCAUCACAUGGAACUCUCAGAGCACCUUGGCCAGUGUCCACAGUCAGUUCCUGUUAAAUGUGGAGGCUCUGUCCGAGUUCUGGUCGGUGCUGGAUGAGAUAGAUGAGCAGACGUGGGUAUUGGAACCAGAAAAACCCACGAAAGCAGACUCCAUGAGAAGGAUCGCCAUCGGAAACAAUGUCUCAAUAAAGGUACAAAUUGACCCCAGACACCCCAAAAUGCUGCCGGAGUGCUGUUUGCUCGGGGCUGAGCACGUUGUCACUCCUUUAAGGAACAAGUUGAAUGCUAAUAUGCAUUUAUGGAACCCUGACUGCAGUGUCCUACAGAAUAUGAGGGAUGUGUUGGAGAUAGAAUUUCCAUCGCCUUCCACCCACGAAAAAUCUAAUUUCAGUGUUGAAUGUGGCAUCUGCUACUCUUAUCGACUUGAGUCAGCCAUUCCAGAUCAGGUCUGCAAUGACCCACGCUGUGGCCAGCCUUUCCAUCAAGUAUGUCUUUAUGAGUGGUUGAGAGGUCUGCCCACCAGUCGUCAAAGCUUCAAUAUUGUGUUUGGAGAAUGUCCUUACUGCAGCAAGCCCAUCACUGUGAAAAUGAUCACAGGAAAUACUUAACAAGUCAUGUAGUGUUACGGCUCCAGUGACCGUAAUACAAACAACCAAUAACAGUCAGUAUCAUGACAACAAGGAAGAUCAACAUUCUUUUGAUUGGCCAUUGACCCUGAUUUUCUGAUUUCCCAAAACCAUCUCCUUCUCUGUAAUGGUACCAAGUCCAUUCACCUCCCUGCCCACAAACAUCACUUCCACAGUGGUUUCCUUCAUCAGUUUCUUCCCACUGGUUCUGAUUCCAGCUGUGUCCUGUAUGGUCAUCAUUUAGUCUCAGAGUAUGUGUUUGAUGGUUCUCGUAGUGAUGCUUUCGUCUUCCCCUUAUGGUCAUCCAGGUCUUGCCCUCAUAAACAUCUGUGUUCCUCUUUUCCUGUGUUGUUGGAGCAAAUUUUGUUUUCAAAAUAUAAGAAAUAGACAUGAGAGGGCCGGUAUGUUGAAUUUGUUAAUAGACUUUUUUAUCAAACAAUAAAUACUGCAAACCAUA
Molecule: messenger RNA, 1802 nt
Organism: Carassius gibelio (silver crucian carp)
Lineage: Eukaryota; Metazoa; Chordata; Actinopteri; Cypriniformes; Cyprinidae
Gene: fancl
Product: FA complementation group L
Exons: 14
Coding region: 212-1327 (371 amino acids)
Biological process (GO): protein monoubiquitination; interstrand cross-link repair
Cellular component (GO): nucleus; Fanconi anaemia nuclear complex
Molecular function (GO): ubiquitin protein ligase activity
Source: RefSeq, a predicted model, not a curated record